Homalodisca vitripennis (glassy-winged sharpshooter) is the source of this 1851-nucleotide messenger RNA. RefSeq lists its product as uncharacterized. The transcript is spliced from 7 exons. Bases 1 to 1851 code for a protein of 616 amino acids. The record is from RefSeq and is a predicted model, not a curated record. Lineage: Eukaryota; Metazoa; Arthropoda; Insecta; Hemiptera; Cicadellidae.
AUGGUCCAAACCACCAACCGGAGAAACCAAAAACGAACGCUGCCAAAACCAAUCAUGUACUACAACUCUUACAUGAAGGGGACUGACCGCUUGGACCAAAUGAUUAGGCUGUCCCUGUAUGACUUCCGAGUUCGUGUACUUGAAGACCUGCUCCCUCCAAAGGAAGCCCCACUGCUCAUCACACCGACUCGCAACAGCAUGCAUCGUCUCUCCAAAUCAAUGAAGCGCAAAGGAAACGGCAAGAAUGUCUUCACUGCUGCAGACUUUGCACCAUCAUCUGAAGAGACAUUCGACAUGGAAACCCUACUGCAAGCAAGAAAGAGAAAGCCGACACAGCCUCAAAUGGUACACAACUUUGAACACUCAGAGGAGGACGUCGAUGAUCCUGAAGAGAUUAUCCAAAGUCUAAGUGAGGAUAACCCGCCCGAGACCGAAGCCCACCUACAACCCAUCACAUCCACCUUAUUUCGACCGUCCACUGAAGACCUAGACCUUGCAGGUCCAUCCGGUGAAUGUGGAAAAACAACAACAUUCGACAACUGCUGUGUCACCAAAGGAUAUAUGAAAGUAGGGGCUCAUAUUACCACCUUUACCUCUACUAAUGUCACAUCUACAUCUAGUACUGAAACUAGACCAAUAAUUGCCUCAGUCCCAGGAAAUGAGAUUGAAGAGGAAGUUACAGCUCAAGAUAACGCUGAAGAAAGUAUUGAUGAAGAAGUAACAUGCCUAGGGCUAGGGCAUCAACAAGAAAAUUGUGCCAAACCUCCAACAAGUCCUACGUCAAGCAGUGAACUGAUCGGCGUAAAUGAUCAAGUGGAAUGUAGCCGGACGAAUAAAAUUAAUGAAACUUGUUUAAACACCGGAGAACCCCAUUUUCCAGACCAGAUCAUCGAUCCAGAGGUGAAAAAACGAAUUAUUGAAUUAGGACUAGGACCCUAUCAACCAGUUGGCCCAUUUCCAUAUGAUGGAAAACAAGGUAGGUCCUUUUCAGACAAUUAUUUUACCCUGAAGUCAAAGUCUGGGCUCAAACUGAAAAGAACUUGGUUGUGCUAUUCGUCCAAAUUGGAUUGUGUUUAUUGCCAACCUUGCUGGUUGUUUCCCCAGAAAGGACCUGUAGGAGGAUGGGAUUCAGGAUUAAGGGACUGGAAACAUUUGUCUGAUCGCAUAAAGACACAUGAGAAUUCACAGCACCAUGCUGAUUCCUGCUUGGUUUAUGAGCAAUGGCGACGUCAUGGCUCAAUAGACGAUGCACUAGAAAAAGGUUUGAAGGAGGAGCGGAAUUUUUGGAGGAAAGUUUUGAAGAGGGUCUUAGAUGUCUCCCUUAUGUUGGCAACAUGCAACCUUCCUUUUCGUGGAGACAGUUGGCAUAUCACUGAUAGAAAUAAAGGUAAUUUUCUAUCAUUGAUUGAAUUGCUGUCAAAAUAUGACACUAUCCUAGAAGAUCUAAUUACAAGGCCAAGUGGUACUGUUAAUUAUCUCAGUCCAACAAUUCAGAAUGAAAUUAUUUCUCUGAUGGCUAGUGAAGUGCUUAGUGGAAUUAAAGAAGAGCUUUUGAGUGCGCCUUUUUUCUCCAUAAUUUACGACACAACACAAGAUGUAAGUAAAGUAGAUCAGCUAAGCGAAGUUUUUCGCUAUGUAAAGAUUGACCAUGACCAACUCGGAAAACCUUGUGAGUUGAGAAUUUGUGAAACGUUUACAUCUUUCACAGCAGUUACUGACCAAACCGCUUCGGGGCUAGAAGACGUCAUCAUAAAAUCAAUUUUAGAAAAAGGCCUUGACAUAACAAAAUGCAGAGGACAAGGAUACGAUGGUGCAUCGGUCAUGAGUGCAUUGUUCGGUGGCAAGAACUAA